UUCAUUAUACUCUUUGGAUUUCAGAUUUGGUUUGCUUGCAUUUUUAAAUGUCAUAUUUAUUGGAAAAAUACAUCGGGAUUUUAGGAUAAAAGUGAUCACGAUGGCUGAAAAUAAAGAAGAAAUUCUAGCAAACUUUCAGAGCAUUACCAAUGUAGAUGUUGCUGAAGCAAUAUUUCACUUAGAAGAAGCCAAUUGGGACCUUCUGUCAGCCAUAAACCGAGUGAUGCCCCAAGAUGGCAACACUGCAUCACAAACAAACAACACACAUGAUGUAGAAAUGAUUGAUGAUGAUAUAUCUGUGAUAACACCAAAAACACACCCACCUGAUAGAGACGAUAGAAACCAAGCAUCCACCUCGUCAAUUAUGAACAAUAUCACAAAUUUAGUGGAACUACAAGUUAAUUGUAAUAACAAGAUACAGGAGAUUAAAAUGUCCGGUUUUGCUACUGUCAGUGACUUAAGAAAAAGAUUAGAAGCGGUAUUUGGUAUUCCCGUGUGCCAGCAGCAGAUAUCUGGUUUGGGUGGGUCAAAGGCUUCUUCUACUGCCCUACUGUCAAGCUUAGGACUUCCAAGGAAUGCUGUUUUAAGACUUAAAGCUGCUGAUAGAGUAAUGGCUGAUGAUGAGAUAGCAGAAAGACUAACAGCAACAUAUAUACUAUCAAUAAAGAAUGAAGAGGAGAACGGCAAGGAGUAUAAACUAAGUUUUCCCGGCACAAAAACUGUGCAGGAGGUUAAGAAUGAUGUGUAUUCAUUAUUAGACAUACCUGUGAGGCAUCAAUUAUGGUCUGGCUGGCCCAAUAUUACAGGAUUAGAUGAUACCGUUCUAGCGAUGGUGGGGCUUGAUCAGCCCGAACACAGUUUCACUAUCAAGAAAGCGCCAAUCAAACAGAAGGAAUACAAGAGGAUAAUAGUUGACAGCUCGGACAGUGACAACAGUUCUGUGGAGGAAGUGGAGGACGGGGAAACAUUCCCUGCUGAAGAUGACAUGUUUGUGGAUGUGUCAUCUGACAGACUACAGCCGCUAAUGUCAGAUCACGUGACAGACGAAGCACUGGGUUGUAUAGAAUUUGCACAACGUUUCAAAGCUCGCUACGGCCCAAGCACUCCCAACUUUUUCGAGGGAAGCCUGCAGGAUGCUAUAAAAGAAUCGUGUCUCAAGCCAGCAAAAGAGAGAAAGCUCCUGGGAGUGUACCUUCAUCACGAGCACUCGGUACUGUCCAACGUGUUCUGUGCCCAACUGCUGGGGUGUGAGACGGUGCUUCAGACUCUGUCUGCAAACUUUGUGGUGUAUGGGUGGGACCUCACAAAUCCGGAUAAUAUGAAUAUGUUGUUGACUUCGGUUGCUAACUCCUUAGGCCCUGUGGCCAGCAUGACGGUGCGGAGUAUCCCCAUAGACAGACUUCCGGCUUUGAUCAUCAUCAUGAGGGUCCGCUCCAACACAGAGAUAUAUUCCGUUAUUAAUGGCAAUGUAGGCGUAUCAGAAUUAGUGGGGGGGUUAGUUGAAGCAAUUGAGAGGUUCGGCUCUCAGCGUGAUGAAGACGUUCGAGUUGAGAGGGAGAGACAGGCGCGGCAGAGAGUGAAGAUGGAGCAGGACGAGGCGUACGAACAGAGCCUCGAGGCUGACAGAGCGAAAGAAGAAUUUAAAAAGCAGCAAGAAUUCGAAAAGAAUCAAGAGUUGGAGCGGGCUGAGUCAGAAAGAAUGAUGGAAGAAGCGAAAAAAGAGGCUCUGCGUGCCGGCGCCGCAGCGCGCGUGCCAGCCGAGCCGCAUGGCGACGCGGAAGACGUGUCUCGUAUACGCGUGCGGCUGCCGCCCCCGCACCACGAGGUUCUGGAGCGACGCUUCCACAGUACUGACACGCUCGCGGGGCUUUUAGACUACCUAGCAUCAAAGGGCUACCCUAAAGAAAACUACAAGGUGAUAUCGAGCUGGCCUCGGCGGGACCUCACAACGGAAUCUCUCAGCAGUACAUUGAAGGCACUAAAACUUUAUCCACAAGAAACAAUAGUUCUCGAAGAGCGGUGAAGUGUGACCGCGCCCUUACAUGUACCCACCCAGAGCUGUUUCACACCGAACGAAGCGAUGCGGCUAGUGUUACGGACUUAUUUAAUACUAUUUAUUCAUGAAACAGACAUAAUAUUAAAGUUACAUAAAUCUGAUGUUCCAAAAAGCGUAAAUCAAUAAACUAAUUUUUCUAUGGGUCAGCUUUGGCCUAUUCAACUGUUUUUGUAACUAUCUAACCUCAUUUUUGCUAUAGAACCUAGAAUCUUAGAGCAUAAGUAAUAUUGGAUACAAUUUAUACAUUCAUAUACAUAAUGCAAUGCAGCUUUCCUUUCUUAUGGUCUAUUUUAUUCUGUGAAUGUAAAGUGGAUAUUUUUGUAUAAAUAAUAAUUAAGAAAUUUCGCAAAUUUUUACAAGGCCAUAGUGUGUUUUUUUAUCCGUUUUAUUUAAUACUUCAGUGGGGUAUUUGACUACAUUAAAAUUAUAUACAUAUUAAGAUAUCAACUUAUUUUUGGACAUAAAAAGGAAAUAUGAAUAUCUUAUUUACAUGAAAUUUUUAUAUUUAAUUUAAUUUUUGUAAAUCACGCGUCAUAAGGCUCUGGGAACAGUGACAUCACUGGCUAGUGUUGCAAAUAUAUAUUUGGUACAUGCACGAGCACUGAAUCUUCGCAUUUCAUUUUGCUGUAAAUUAUUUCUUUUUUGUUUUAUCUAAAAAAGAAACCAUUAAUUGUAUCCUGAAUAGUUAUUUGGGUUUGUGUGGUCAAUUUACGCAUAUCAGAGUUUAUACGGUCUGAGUGAAUCAAAAUAUGGAUAGGAAAUAUCGACCUACAUGGCUAUAUAAGAAUCAAUAUUUAUCUAAAGUUAUUAUAGCGCGUGAUUAUGCGUGGAAGUUGGCAUUUUAUUUAUUCAUAUCUUAUUAGUGAUUUUAACUUGUUAUUUACAUUAUUUUACGGCCAUUCCUAAUAGACUAUCUACAGACAGUAAUUAGCGGUCAAUAAUCUGAAGCCGUCCCAAUAUACCCUGUAAGUCAUUCUUAUCGCCUUAUAUUAGGACGCAUGAAAUUCCAUCCAAACUUCUAUCGCUGGUAAGCUAUACGUCCUUCCAUUGACAGACAGCGUGUACGGAUAAGGUGAGUUACCAUCGAUAAGUUUAUUAGGGCAGAAAAGUCAACGAUAGUUAUGAUUUUUAUCUCAAGUAUUCCACAACCGGAGAUAGACUGAACAUUGGCAACGGCCGUUAAACGUUCUCAUAUAACUAGUCGAAUAUCCCAUUGUAUUCAGAAAAUAAUUAUAAUUGGCUUAGGAUCUCACUUAUAAUAUUAUAAUUUUAUUUAUAUACAUCAUAUUGUAGUACUUAGAUUAUUUUAACAUGCCGCUAUGUUUGCCGUUUGUUCGGUGUGAAAUGCCAUUAGUCAUACGAUUUACACGUCGUUGUGUAUUGCCAAUUAUUAUUGGCAUUACCUUAAUUUUUUAAUUCAAUAUAACAGGCGACUAGUAUGUCAUUUAUCUAGAAUAUUCCGAUAUAAAUAUAAAAUGUUUCUAGUCCACUUUUUACCAACCACUAUAAUAAUUAUAUAAGUUAGCUAAAAGUGACUGUCAUCAUUGAUUUAUAUGACUUUCGAACCAGCGCUUCCUUGUAAUCAAUUUAAAUGGCUUUUUCGGGACGGUGCUUGCGAGUGGAGUGCUCUAUGAACUCUCCCAUUCACAACCUGUAUCAUAUUGAUGUCUAGCAUUUGAAAAUAAAGGCAUUUAUUUUCUCAAAUUGAUUCCAUUAGAAUUCUUUUUGAUGCAAUUUCUAAUAUACUAGACACUACUACCGCUUCGGAAACAAAUGGCGCUCUGAGAGAGAAGAAGCGGCGCAAGAAACUCGCAGCAUUUUUUUUUGCGCGCUUUUCGAGAAACUUUUUGCUUCGCACAGCCAGAUCAGAAUCAAUUACCGCCUGCAGUUGUCCCGAACCGAUACGACUUUGGAACCUUCAACCUUAGAGCAUACUCCCAACUUAAGGGCCGCCAACGCACUUCUUGACCCCGGUUUCACGGAUGUCCAUGGGCGGUUGCCUUGCCAGUUCCCAUCACCUAAGCUGUUUGCCCCCAUCUUAUAUAAAAAACAAGAUUACUAUACGUAUUAAGAACAAACUGGGCUAUCCCUAUCCAUGUUUGAUACGAGCGAAAAAUAAUGAGAUAGUCCGUCUUUAGCUGUGUCAUUCUAGAAUAUGAAACCUUGUCACCUGAGCGUGGUUAACUAAGCGUGCGAGAGAGGAGCCUUUCUCUAACGGAGUUAUGCUAUUGUUACUGUAACCGAUCUUAAUUUUUCAAGUCGUAAACAGUCAGCCACGCUUGGCAAUUAGCGCCUUAGUAUUUUGCAUAGUAAACCACUGACGCACACAUUGGCAAAUAUUUGUGGUCACAUUAUCGGGCUGUCAGGUCGUCUUUAGUAUAUUCUAACUCUAUGUUGUAAACGAACUUUAUCUACACCCUAAUGUUUUAAAUCCUCUAUAAAAGAUUCUGAAACAGUUAGCUUACUGCUAACAUUAAAAAGGCCAGUCCUAGUAACCAUUACAUCAUCGAAACUAGUGUUGUAAUUUUGUACUGAAUUUCAUCACAACACUCGUUUGGAUGAUGUAAUGGUUAUUAGGAUUCAUAUUAUGGGUAUAGAUAAAGUCUUGUAUGCAACUGUUGAUGAUUAGGUCUUAAAACACUCAUGUGAUACUAUUAUCACCCACAUUCGUGUUUUAAUAACCCUUAUUACACAACAGUUGCAUAAAUAACUAUUACUGAUCGCCAUAGUGUCUUAACGUUCGUUCGUCUGUCUAUUUCUUUCUUCCCCGACUGCGAGGGUGUUUAUCAAUUUUAUGUAUGUAUGCUUGUUCUAUUGAGGCGCUCUAGAGACACGCGUGGGUUGAUUUUGAAAAUUCUACUUCAAUCAAAUUGUCUUCAAUAAUAAUCAUAAUAAAAUUUGGCGACAUUUUGUAAAAAAAAAGACGAAGCUUUGUUAAGUGGGGUUUUAUGUCGAAUGAUCAUUAGACAGUCGUGUUUUAAAUUUUUUAUUGUAAAUUAAUAUUAUUGUAAUAUAAGGCAGUCCGAUCUCUUUGUCUAUGAGAGAAAAGACACUAUAGUAGACCUUCUUUCUGUUCUUUGUCUGUGGUUUCUUACAAAUCCGACGGGUUCUUCUGAAGGACCAUAACAUCUUUACGUAUAUAACAGUGUAAAUCGUAUGAAGCUAUAAAUGAUUCCACUUACCCGUAUUUCAAUAAUGUUUUCUUCGUAACAAUUCCUAGUCGAAUUGUAAACCUCAGCGGAACAUUUGUACUGUGUAUUUAAAUGCGAGUUGUUUCAUUAAAUUUGUAUUUGUAUAAAUGGUAUUAAAAUAAAAUAGGAAAUAUU
Leptidea sinapis is the source of this 5382-nucleotide messenger RNA. RefSeq names its product FAS-associated factor 1 (gene casp). Lineage: Eukaryota; Metazoa; Arthropoda; Insecta; Lepidoptera; Pieridae. The record is from RefSeq and is a predicted model, not a curated record. Gene Ontology annotation, molecular function: ubiquitin binding. Gene Ontology annotation, cellular component: nucleus; endoplasmic reticulum. Bases 101 to 2023 code for a protein of 640 amino acids. The transcript is spliced from 16 exons.